UCCCCGAACCUCGGCGGCGCUGCGGCCGCGCCCGGACCGGGACCGCGGUCGGGACCGGCGGGUGCGGACGGUGAGCGCGGCCGUCCGGCAGCGCCUGUCCUGCUCCGGCCCGGCCUCCAGCUAAGCCUGGAAAACCUUAGCCAAAAGACAGCAAACCACAGGGAAGUGGAGACGUGUGUGAUGACUGAGCUUGCCCUAAAAGAAAUCAUGUCAUCAGGGGGAGCUGAAGAUGAUAUUCCUCAAGCAGAGAGAAAAACGGUGACAGACUUUUGCUACUUAUUGGAUAAAUCUAAGCAGCUCUUCAAUGGCUUAAGGGAUUUACCUCAGUAUGGGCAGAAGCAGUGGCAAUCCUAUUUUGGGCGAACAUUUGAUGUUUACACCAAACUCUGGAAGUUCCAACAGCAGCACCGACAAGUAUUGGACAAUCGGUAUGGGUUGAAGAGGUGGCAAAUUGGGGAAAUUGCUUCCAAGAUUGGGCAGCUCUAUUACCAUUAUUACCUGCGCACCUCUGAAACCAGCUAUCUCAACGAGGCUUUCUCCUUCUACUCAGCAAUUAGGCAGAGGUCGUACUACUCCCAAGUCAACAAAGAAGACAGGCCCGAAUUAGUGGUUAAGAAGCUGCGUUACUAUGCAAGGUUUAUUGUGGUUUGUCUCCUGCUCAACAAGAUGGAUGUUGUAAAGGAUCUUGUAAAGGAGCUGUCAGACGAAAUUGAAGACUACACGCAUCGUUUCAAUACUGAAGAUCAGGUGGAGUGGAACCUGGUUCUUCAGGAAGUGGCAGCAUUUAUUGAGGCAGACCCUGUCAUGGUUUUAAAUGAUGACAACACCAUUGUAAUCACCUCCAACAGGCUUUCUGAGACGGGAGCUCCAUUGCUGGAGCAGGGGAUGAUAGUGGGACAACUUGCUCUUGCAGAUGCACUCAUUAUUGGGAACUGCAACAACCAGGUCAAGUUCAGUGAGUUAACAAUUGACAUGUUCCGAAUGCUGCAAGCCCUGGAACGGGAACCCAUGAACUUGGCAUCACAAAUGAACAAACCUGGAAUGCAGGAGUCAACAGAGAAACCAGCCAGGCGGGAGAACCCUCAUAAAUACCUACUUUAUAAACCAACUUUUAGCCAGCUGUAUACAUUUUUAGCAGCAUCAUUUAAGGAGCUGCCUGCCAACAGCGUGCUGCUGAUUUACCUGUCUGCCACGGGCGUGUUCCCAUCAGGUCGUUCGGAUAGUGAAGGUCCGUACGAUUUCGGGGGUGUGCUGACCAACAGCAACCGGGACAUCAUCAACGGCGACGCCAUCCACAAACGCAACCAGUCCUACAAGGAGAUGCACUGCCUUCACCCUGGAGAUCUCUACCCUUUCACCAGAAAGCCCCUGUUCAUCAUCGUGGAUUCUUCCAACAGCGUCGCCUACAAGAAUUUCACAAACUUAUUUGGACAGCCAUUGGUGUGCUUGCUUUCUCCAACAGCAUAUCCAAAAGCAUUACAAGAUCAGUCUCAGCGGGGUAGCCUCUUCACACUCUUUCUGAACAAUCCGUUAAUGGCAUUCCUGUUUGUCUCUGGAUUGUCAAGCAUGCGCCGAGGGUUGUGGGAGAAGUGUCAGGAUUACCUCAGAAAAAUCAACCGGGACAUUGCCCAGCUGCUGACCCACUCCAGAUCCAUAGACCAGUCCUUUCUGCAGUUUUUUGGGGAUGAAUUUCUUCGCUUGCUUCUCACAAGAUUUAUCUUCUGUUCGGCUACUAUGAGGAUGCACAAAAUCUUCCGGCAGGAGACUCGAAAUUACCCCGAAUCUUAUCCUCAGCUGCCAAGAGAUGAAACGGUGGAGAACCCUCACCUCCAAAAGCACAUUUUGGAGCUGGCUUCCAUACUGGAUGUUAGGAAUGUUUUCCUGGAAAACACACUCGAUGACUAUUAAAAGAAACUGUCUUACUGCAAGGGGAUUCCCUGGCCACAGAUUUUGAAUGGUGCAGUUUUAUAAUGUGAAAAUCAUAAAAGGAAGUACUUGAUUUUAUUUUUAAAUUUAGGACCAUUAUUUUAAAAAGUAAUAAUAAACAGCUGUUAGUUGAGCUGUUCCAUUCUGUAUGGGGUCAAUUUUAUAAGCAGAAGUUUUCAUGUCUUUUAAAUGUUAAACUAAAGAAUCACUAGAGGUUUAUUUCUGGUCUUGUGGCUGUCAACCACAUUUCCAACAGCUGAUCCUAAGCAUAGAGGUGUUAUUGGUUACCUUUAGCCCAUAUUUGUGGAAAUCCUUUAUUUUUAUACAAUUUUAAGAAAUUGGAAAGGAAAAAAAUCAACAGAAAAAAAUCAAUAUUUUAUCCCCAAAGAGUUUGGAUUUGAAAUGGUAAAGAUGGAACCACACAGUGCAAACCAACAAUAGCAAUAACACAGAUUCCUUCAUAACAAAUAUAUUUUUUCAGUCUUAGGCAAGUGAGGAGACAAAACUGUGGACAAUUAAGUUGCAUUUGGAGCAGUGCUUUGAAGUGAAUUUGUAAAGAUACUUAAUGCUCCCUACAAGCUUGACGCAGCAGUUUUCUGUAUGAACUUUGUACUGCUGGCCAAGGACCUGGUUGGGCAGGUGGUCAACAGGUGAACAAACUGCAAACCCUGAAAGUUGGCCCCCACCUCUCACUGUCGUGUGGGGCAUCCUGCCACAGGAGGAGAGGGCAUUCUUCGUUUUGAGGUACUAUUUAGAAAUCCCAGCAUUUCCAGCAGGUGUUAGCCCUCCUUUCAGCGUGUAGAUGGAAUGUGUGGCUCCCACAGCAUGACCACUCCCUGACAGGAGCUGACAGGGUGUCCUGUCCAGUGCCCUAGCAGCCUCUCCUGUCACCCGUGUGCCCGACCCCGCUGUGCCACAGCCCCGUGCCCCAGGAGCGGUGCUGAUGUUCCCCUUGCAGGUGAAACCAAGUGGGAGCUGCCAUAACCCCUGGAUGUUUUGCAUGUCCCCCCCAUGGCCCAGUCGUGCCCUGCAAGCAGGAGCAGCGAGGCGCUCCCCGGCCCAAGGGCUCAGCGUGGGUACCUGCAGGAGGACAGUGGCCUUUGGAGGAGGCUCCUGUGGCUGCUGGGAGGAGCUGGCUGGCUCAUUUGGGACUGCACUGCCUGCCCUGCAGAGAGAGAGGAGCUCCUGGCAGCGCAGGGUGAGCAAGGAUGAGGGAAUGGAGAUACUUUAUCUAAUGGAAAAGCCAAUUGUCACUGGUCCAUAGGCUGCUAGAAAAGAAGUGAGAGGACAAGUCCAACUCGUGCAUUUUGUUGAACCCCAGCCAUGCCUCUGUGCUUAGGUGGAAAGAGUGCAGAACUUGGUGGCUGCUGUAGUGUCACAGCAAUCCUGGGUGCAGAGCAUCACCCAGGGUGUGAUCUGGUCAGCCAGAACAGCUUUGGUGGGUCCAUUCUGCUGAGGGAGCAGAGUGGAACAGCAGGAACGGCUGCAGUGUAGCUGGGGAGUUUGCAUGAAGGUUCUUUGUAGCUGGGCUGAAGCUUGCACCAUCCAUUCUUUAUUUCCCAAAUGUACAAAAUCCUGUGAAUGCUUGUGUUUGUCCUAAGCAGUCUUGAAGCUGGUACAUUGAGACCCCCCCUUGGUGCUGCUCUUUGGACUCUGGCAGGACUUCAUUUCCCGGGCUGUGGAGUCUGUUCUAACGAGUGUGUGUUCGUGUGUGUGCAUGUGUGUGCUCGGCGUUUGUGUGUGUAUGUACAGUACACAUACAUCUACUGGCUGGUGUAAAUUGUAAAUAUGUAUAUAUGUAUAGGUACUUGUAUAUGUAUUAAAAAGAAUGAACCACUACAAUGUCUAGAUACAAAAUUUAUAUAUACACACAUACGCCAUGUUGGGUGUAUUCCACAAGGUGCUGCAGAUCAUUUGUGGUUGUACUAAAGGUUAUGGCUCUUCUUCCACUGUAAUUUGCUGUUUCCAGGGACUUACCCUUGGACCUUGAAGUAACUGAUAACUGAUUCCAGGUACAGGAGCCUGUAGUUAGCCAGGGGAAUGGGUACCCCUGUGUGUAUUACAGUGAUAAGAUCCAUGUAUUUACUGUGAAGCUGAUCCCUGCCUUUCUGCCUGGUAGGAGGUUCCCAGUUGUGAAAACGUGGGAAUGUAUGUGGAGGCUAAAGAUGCAGGAAGCCUUUAAUGCAGCAGCCAGAGGCAGGUUAUCUUUGCCCUGCCUGCUGUUCCUCUACCAGCAGUGUUCAGCUUGCAUGGAAAAAGGGAAUUGAGUUUUCCCCAGCUCACUACCUUCCAACCAAAUGCUUUUGCUUUGCUUUAGCUUUUGCUUUGAUGAAGCUAUUCUUAUUUUGUUUACAUCUCCGUGGAAAAGAAAAAAGUAUGCUGUUUCCAAGCAUAGGAUUGAUGAUGAUGAUGAUUCCAGUUGUGUGGGCUGGUGAACCUCUGGGACAUUGCUUGUCAACUGGCUGGGAAAGCUUUGGUGGUCCCCACCUUCGUUUAGCCAGGCUGAUGUGACCUGAGAGGCUUCUAUCAUUUGCAGCCCUUCAAGGAAGUUCUGUUUGCUUUUUGCCAAGGCAGAUUUCAUCAGAGAAGAAUGCACUUUUUAAAACACAAAAUGCCCUGAAGAACCUGGAAUGUAGGAGGAGAAUAUAGGCCUUGAAAAUUAGUUCAGAAGUUGAAUUUAGCAGCAAUGACUAUCCAAGUCAAAAAUUAAUUCUUGAGGUUCCUAAUUCUCCUCUUACCUGCUGAUCUGUGUUAGAAGGUCCAGGGCUGGGAUGUUCAAAGAUAAAGAUUUCACUCCUGUUGUGUUGGGAGGAGUAUGGAAUCAUACUGUGGAAGCAGAGGGUUCAUACCCUCUGUUUGCUCUAGCUGUAGCUAGGAUGAGUGUCUGGUCUUGGAUUUUGAGCCAGCCCCUUCUUUCCCACCCAAAGAACUGCAUUCAAGAUGAAAAUGUUGAUAUUUUCCCCUCCAAGUAAAAGCUUGUCUUGUUUGAGCUAAGUCAUUCUAAACUUGUGCUACUGUGUGCUCUGUGCUAUGGUCGUAGGUACCUCUCGGUGUAUGCUUGUGUGUACUGAAGAAAAUCUGGUUUCUGUAUCUCGCAGUCCUCAGUGUGGAAGCGAAGCAAAGACUGAACCAUUUUUAAGUGAGAAGAGAACAAAUCCUUUUCUUCUCAGGCCUGAUGCCUUCCCUCUUGUCUCGCUCUCCCUUUCUCCAUGUAUCUUUAUUGCUUAUAUUAGCGGAGAAGACUUGCCAGCACCAGGCAAUGCCAAAUUAAAGGGGUAAAUUCUGCAUGUAAUACAUUGAGAGGACAAGGUGAACUGGACCAGCUGUGUCCUUACAGGACUGCUCCUGCCUGGCUCCCUACUCCCUGCAUGUGGUGUGCUCAGAUGAAUCCUGCUCCCACAGUAGUUUGUGCUCCUGCUCAGACUGGCUUGGAACAUCUCGCCAAAGUUACUGCUGUUGCCUUUUCCCCCCCUUUGACUUCUCAAAGUAACAGUGAUAGGGCAAUGCAGGGUUAUGAGUCUUUAAUGCUCUGGUUUUUAAUUCCUCUUGGGAUGUGAUGUGUCAUUUUGCUUUGUGCACCAGCUACAUGGAGCACUAACUUCCAUGAGCUGUGCAAACAGGACUUGCUCCCUGGAGUGCAUUCUUGAGAAGUUUCAGGACCUUUCUUUGAGUAGUUCAUCAAAAUGUCUGUCAAGCCAUAACUGACUAAAGCCGUCAAGACUGUUCCCCAGGGAGAUGUGCAGAGAUGUCUUUAAAGGAUCAUAGGGAAUAGAUGGGGGCCACAGGAAAUUUGGCUUCAAUCAAUCAUCUUCAAAAGCUACAGUUUGAGUAGCUCUGGUCAGGCUUGUCCCCUAAGGAUGGGAUGGAAGUGCUGUUCCACAGCCCAUCCCUGGCAUGAGUUAGGAAGCACCUCCCUGCCUCACCACCUCCCGUGUCCUGUAACCAUGCUGUGCUGCAAGUCUGCUCCUCCCAAAGCUAAAAAUCUUGGAAUCUGUCUCAACAGCUGUUUUGUCUUGAGGGUUUUGUGUAAAAGCUUUACGUGUGUUCAAUUCCUCGCCAACUGUCCAAGUGCAGCUCGGUGGUGCAGCAGCAGCCGAGCUCACUCAGUCUUGGUGGUGUUGGUAGCUGGUCUGUGGUGGCUGUGGCUGCUCCUGGGGCUGAGGGAGCUCUGUUCUCUGAACAAGGGAGAAAAUUUAAUACUGAGAGCUUGAAACUGCUCUGUGCACCUUGUAAGGUCAGACUGGACACAGCAGCCAGAGCAAAGCUUUCCAGAGCAGAUUAUACACUCCUGAAGGGCCUCUCUUGUAUUUGUAACACCAGACUUUUAGAGCAAUACUGUGACCAAAUGUAUUCAGGUGCUUUGAAGAUCCAUAGAGAUCUGCUCAAUGGAGCAGAGGACACAUCUAACUGCUUUAGAUUUAGCAGUGACAGUCUGCCACUUCUUGUUUUCCUGUCCUAAACAAUUACUAUGCCAAGACUGAGGAGAGUUAGUUCAGGAUUUCUGAAUCUGACAUUUUUUGGGGUUAAAGACUGUCUCUGAAUUCUGCCCAGAUGCACGCAUAGAUGUUCUGAUCCUGAUUUCAUUCCCGUUGUGAGCAGACCCCAGCACAGCUUGCUGGCCUGCAGGAGCCCCAGAGCAGAAUAGUCCCAGCAGCUGCCCCUUCCAGAAUAAACCCUGCUGGGAGGAUCUGCCCCCUUGCCUUCACAGGUCGCUUUCGGCACGUGUUUGUUAUUCUGCCAUUGAACUGCUUUGUUGGGAGCAGGAUUCUGCCUCAUGCAGGCUGAAAAGCACAAGUUGGGUCUGGCCCGGGCAAGGCCCAGCGAGAGGGAUGAGGGGAGCGUUCGGGAGCGUUUGGGAAUGCAGAGGGACCGUGCCUCGGGCAGCCCGGCCGCAGAGGGACAGGGAGCCUUUUGCCUCUCCGAGAAUCAAAUUAUUUAUUACCAAAAGUAAUUUUAUAGUGAAUUGGUUUAAAGUUAUUUUACAGCUGUGUGCCUGUAUAUCGUAUUUUGGUAAAAACGGAUAUUUUCCUUAAAAUAUAUAGAGAUAUAUAAAUAAACUUUUUUUGGAGCAAAUGGACUUUUUUGCAAGGGAUCUGUAAUCGCCAAAGCAGUGUGAUGCCAGAAGCGGCUCAGCCGUUGUUGGGGAAGAAGCGUGUUUGUGUUUGUGCUGGACACUGCGGGGAGAAGCGAAAGCCGCGAUGGAACCGGGCCCUGCCGCUGUCCCCGCCGGAGCGACACACCCGCGCCGGGCGGGUCCACAGACCGAGCGCCAGCCCCGCGUCCUGCUCGUCACCGCCUUUCCAGCCUUUCCAGAGACUUUGGAGCAGAUUUCCGUUCGCUUUUGUCCCCGCCGCGCCGGGGCCGCUCCCGCCCGGUGUUCGCGGUUGUGCCGUGUCCGAGCCGUUCGCUGUCCCUGUCCCGGCCGCCGCCGCCCCGGCCCCGCCGGCGGAUUGUGCUGUCAAUAAACUGUGGUAAACGCUCGUA
Messenger RNA from Prinia subflava (tawny-flanked prinia), 7410 nucleotides. RefSeq names its product suppressor of cancer cell invasion (gene SCAI). Gene Ontology annotation, cellular component: nucleus. Gene Ontology annotation, biological process: DNA-templated transcription. Bases 181 to 1908 code for a protein of 575 amino acids. Gene Ontology annotation, molecular function: transcription corepressor activity. NCBI's taxonomy places the organism in Eukaryota, Metazoa, Chordata, Aves, Passeriformes, Cisticolidae. The transcript is spliced from 18 exons. The record is from RefSeq and is a predicted model, not a curated record.